UUUGAAAAAAUGAGCAUUUAUGACAAGUACCCGAAGAUGGUAGAAAUUAGAAGUAAGUGUAUAAUUUUGUUAUAAUCUUAAUGUUCUAUAAUAGGUACAUCUCCUCACAACAUAAUUGGUCGAAAAAUCUCAGUGUCUCCUCAAAAUUUACCAUUUUGCUCAUCCUCAGCUCGAGAAAUAUGAGACCCAUCAAAAAGAACUUCCAGACCUCAAAAACCAACUCUGCGAAAACCUACAGGCACAAAACCCUCAGCUGUUCUCUCCAAAAAGGACUUUUCCAAACCCCGGACCUCAAAAUCCAAAACUCUUCGCCAAAAACGAAAAUCAUGUUUACACAAAAGGAGCACUCCAGAUCUGCUCAAUAUCAUCAGUUCAGAUUCUGAAGGGCCCUUCUACCAAUCAAUUUUCCAGAUGGAGUAUCCCAAGCAAGCAACUGCCAGAGAAACAGGAGAAAAUAAAGAAAACAUUCAGAAUAACCAGAUUUUCAAGAAGAAAGUUAAGGCCAAAAGAAAAAGCGUGAUUAAUAAAGCAACCAAGAGGAAACCCCUCAGUGUGAUAGAGACCUGCAGCGGCCGAACUAGAAAGGGAACAUUUAGGGGAGAUAAGAGUAAAGCUGGAACAGUAGUUGAGGAAGCAAUAUCACAUAGAAAGACUUUAAAGGGGAAAAGUAAAACUAAUAUUAUCAAAAACUCUAUUAACAAAAAGAUAGCAGAACCAAAAGAUUCUAAAUUUAAAAAGGGGUUGAAACAGAUCAAGCAAGAUUCAAAUAUCUCAGGGAAAUUAACAAAUAAUGUUCACACCUCAACUCCAAAGUUAAUGGAAGCUAUUAAGAAGAUUUAUAAGGAAAAAUACCUCAAUACAAAAGGUUUUAAGACCUCUAGACCUAACGAUGCAAGCUAUGAAUAUUCAACCAGAAGCAAUAAGAAUCUCGAUCUCGAGCAUGAAAAUGCUCCUGCUGAAGAAAACAAGGUGUGGGAAUAUCCCCUUAAGAAGCCAGUUGUGAAAAAAUCCGAAAAUCCUAAAAUAUCCAGAAGAAAGCUUAGUCGAUCCUCUUGCUCAAAGAGCAAGAAGGAUCUAGGCAUGGACUUUUUAGAGAUCAAACCUAAGAAGUCAGCAAAACCAAAAUAAACCUAAUACGAAAAUUAAGAAGAAUAUAAAGGAACACAGGAUUGUCAACAUUUCCGUUCACAAGGAUAAAACUAGAAAUGAAGAUUGUUGCUCUGCUUAUAACUAUGAAGUCAAUGAGAACCGGACUCGAACUUUUGAAGAUUAUGCAAAGAGCAAGACGAAGAAAUCUAAAGCACCAGUAAAGAAAAAGAUUCAGAAGCCUAAUAAAACAAUUUGAAAAGGUAUCAAGACUAAGAGAAAAUUUAAAGAGAAAUCUAAGUUGUUAAAGGUCAAAAAGGGGAAGCUUAAGCUGAAUAAGUCCUGAAUUAGCAAACUCUGAAAGGCUGGCUCCAGAACUUCCCGAAUCUCUGAUAGGUCGUAUAAUGGACCAGUUCAGGUCAACACUUCUAAGAAUAAGCGAAAAAGAUCUGGAUCGAUAAGCAGUAACUCAAAUAAGGAUUCCAAGAGGACUAAAAGCAAAUCCAAAGGCAUAAAGCCUGCUAGCUCUAUGAAAAUGAUCAAUGUUGGCAACUUUGAAGAUGGAUUUGAGGAUGAAAAGCCAUAUGAGUAUGUAAGAUUCAUAAUUUUUAGAGAUAACGCUCAAUCAUCUAAUUAUAUCAAAUACAAGAGUUUCCCAAGUAAAUUUAAAAGAUGCAGAGAGAAAAGUAUUAGCGAGCUUCAAUUCUCACUCCAACAGCAGAUAGAGAGCAUAGAGGGUAUUGAAAAAUCUGUCCAACAUAGUUUGAAGGAAAAGAAGAUUCCUCUAAAGAAAAAUCUUUCAAAGAUUAAAGCUAAGAAUAGUAAGAAUGAAGGUAACAGAAAAUUGAAAAGAAGCAAGUCUAGUCUCUCCAAGAGCAAGGUAUUGAGUAAGAAUAAAACCAAAGCUCGACUAGGCAGGCACAAAAGAAGUAAAAAUGGGAGUAAAAGUUCUGCUAAUCUCAGAUCUCUGAGUCAAAAGAACGAAAGUCAAGGGAAGAGAAUAGAGGUAGCAAUUCCAUUUCAAGGAAUUUUCAUGCAGGAUGUAUCUAUUGAGUCUACUCCUAAGCUAGUAAAUCCACAACUAACAGAGCAAGAAUCGAUCAUAAUUAUCCAAAAAUGGUGGAGAUCAGUGCUUUCUCUUAGAAAAGCAAAUUGAAUAAGUAACUUAAGUAAAGAUCACCCACCGAUAAAAUAAUUUGAAGAGGAAAAAGGUGAAACAUAGCUUCAGCUUUGGAAUGGAUCCUAAUUACACCAAUAUCACGAGUAACUCAAACAACAGCAACGCAAUGUUUGGAUGUGUGACCAGCAAAGAAACUCCUAUCUUCAUAUCUCAAGGAUUCAGUGAAGAGUAUACCAACUAUAAAGACAAAGAUGGUUGAAAGAAGACUAUUAUAAGUAAGGGAUCUGAGUCUGACCUCAACCCAUUACUGACAGAAGGAACUCAAGAAGUUAGGCCAGAGAUCGAUAUUACUAGUAUCGAAUUCAAUAAAGAGCCACAAAUGAGAGAAAGAUCUCGUCCUAUGGCUAUUGAGAAACCAGCAGUUGAGGAAAUCUUUAUUCUAAACCCAACAAAGCAAAAUUCAGGUCAUGCUCCAGCGAAGAUUGAUCAAAGCAUUAAGAAGAGGGAAAAAUCUUUUGACAGAAACAAUAAUUUCAGCUCUUCAAAAGUAGAAAUUUCUUCUGAAUUUCAAGACAGUCCUUUAUUGAAAAGUAAGCCAGAAGAUAAGAUUGAAAGCAGGUUGGAGAAUAUCCAUGACCUAGCUCCAAUGACUCUGAGUAGGACAAUGAAAAGAAAGUUAUGAAAGAAGAGAUCUAAGAGUUUGAAAGAAGCUACCCCUCAAAUGAAAGGUCUCUUACAUGAGGUAAUGAAAGAUAUGGUUCUCGAAUUGAUAGACAUUGAAGAUUUCACAAGUCUGAGGUUGAAUAAAUCCAAAAAUGACAUCAUUCCUUCUCCAAGAAUUGAAGCGAAUCUUUUAUCUUCUUGCAGCAGUGAAGACAUGGACAACAUUGUAGUAAAUAAGCUGAUUCUAGAUGAUUCUGAAGACUCGAUGGUACAUGACCAAGAGCUGAAGAUUGAGGAUUUAAUACAAGAUCUUAAGGACGAACAUUCUAACUCACCUUCAGAGUGAAAUUACGAUUUAAAUUUCAAGGGAGACUCUUUCAUGAAUUUAGUUGAGUCUAAAAACAUGUCAGAUUCCAGUGGUCCAUCAGCACUGUUUAAAAACUCUUUCCCUGACCUAAACCAACCAAUGAUUCGAGAUUUCUUAUGCAAGGCAUCUUUUAGCAACACUGAGUUGAUAAGCCAGCUGCCUAAAAUAAAUGAAGAGCUCGACCGUCAGUACAAUACUGAAGGGAGAAAACAGUCGGGUGAUAAGUCUGAUAGAUAUAAUGAGAAAUGGUGUGAAGCUCCUAAGAGUUCUAUUGAGAAUAGUGAAAAAUCAGAGAAAGAGACAUGCUCUAAUGCCAUGAAAGCUAUCAGUGAGGCUAAACUCACAACUGAGAGAAUCAAGAAUUUGCUCAAUAGGAGCCAGAACCAAUUGAAAAACAAAGAUUUUGAAGCUAUUUCUAAUUAUGAUUCUGAAAGCUCUCAAAGUAGGAUCUCUCAGUUAAAAGAGAAGAUAGCAAGAGAGAUGAGCAAUAGUCCCUUGAAACCUAAUUUAAGUAUUCCAGGAAGGAUUCAAAACUCUCCAUUGAAGAACCAAAGAAAUUCUGAUAUCGAAGUCAAAAUUAUUACAGACUUAUUGAUUAAGAAUUUAAUUUCUGAUUGAAUAAAAAUUCCUCAAAGAAAAUCGGAGAAUGAAGAAAUUCAACCAGUUAUCGAAUGAGCUCUAAAUCUAGAUCUCUUAGAAGAUGAGAUCCCAGACCAAAAUGUCAUUGUAGGUCCAGUUGGUAGAAGAAUUAUCCCCGAUGACUUACUUGAAAGGAACUGCAUCAAUAUUUUUCAAGAUUUUGAAUCUAUUGAAACUCAAGACCUCCAAAAAUAUGACAUUAACUCUAUGAUGAAUCCUUCAACCCUAGAAUUUGACCCCUACUUGCUUUUUGAGAAAUCAAGGAGUCGCAAACAGAAGAAGGAAUUAGAUCAAUACUUGUUAGAGGAUUUCCUUGAUGAAGUUUUUAACAAAAUAUGUGUGAGGAAAGAUCUAUUUCUGAUAGCCUUCUCACAGCCAACUCAGAAUGACCCUCUGAUUUGUUUAGAGGAGAUUCAGAAUCAGGCUAGAUCAAAGAAAGUUAGGGAUCCAAGAGAUUACACUUUGACUGAUAACUUAUUCAAAGCUGCAUGCCAGGCAUUUAUUCCGUCCCAAGACCAGUGAAGUAUCUGAAACACUUCGAUGCCCAUCGCUCUGCUCUAUGGGACCCAGAAAGAUCUUUGAAUAUGCAACUGCAAUUUCCAGAUGAAUCACGAUGAAUUUUUAGACACAACUGGAUAUAAGGAGAAGAUCAGUGAGACUUCAUUGAAAGUUUCUAUUUAUGAAAGUUCAAAAUUGAUCCAUUACAAAGCGAUAUUUGAUGGAAUAAAUGAAGCUAUUAACUCCAUUCGUCCCAUGCAGAACUUUAAAGCCCAUUUACCUUGGAGCAGUAUGAAGGUGCUUCCGGAAUACGAUAUCACAGAAGUACAACGGAUUUACUCUAAAGUUAAGGAAAUACUCACUUCUUGGUCUAGCUCCAAUGCUGGUCCUCUUCCAUGCUCUGAUUGAUAUACAGAAAAUGAUUUCAAUGAGGAGUUAUUCACUGAAAUGAGGGAACAAAAUCUCAACCUGAUGCUAUCAGAAGAAGUCAGCAAUGAAGCAUCAUAUAAAUUCUACGAUAUUGAAGAAACAGAAGUGAAAAUUCAAUUGAGUAAGGAUAUCUUUGACUUCCUUCUAUCAGAGACUGUUGAACUUCUUAAUCUACUUGAAUAA
Molecule: messenger RNA, 4985 nt
Organism: Moneuplotes crassus
Lineage: Eukaryota; Ciliophora; Spirotrichea; Euplotida; Euplotidae
Source: the annotation of a GenBank genome assembly